AUGCCAGUAUCUCUGAUAUCUUCCAGCCAGCAGCAGCAGCAGCACAACGACGACGAUGCAAACCACCAAGAAGCAUUUACCAAUAAUGGGGCGGGCUCACUUUCGCCUAGCUCCACUCUGAGUAGUGAUCACUUUGAAGAUCCUGCUCCUUAUGUUGUUUCACCUGAAGGUGAACGAUCCGGUGUAACGAGAGGAAGAAGGGGCUCGCUUAUGAGCAUCUUUUCCCAAGAAAUGUCCAACAAAGAUCUUCAUGAUGAGAAGGAUGAAUUGUCUGGGUACCAUGGUUCAGAUAUCAUGGGUGCGAUUCAACUAACGCGUACUCUUGGUGGGGACCAGUUUCAAGAUGAUGAAGAAGCAGUCCUCUUAAAGCUUGAGCUGGUUGCUAGCCAUCUUUCCCAAACUCUAAACCUCCAUGACAAUAAAGACAAUCAAGGUAAAGAAGAAGAACAGGAGAGCAAGCAGCAAGCGAUUGAAAAGUUGCCGGAGCUUACUAAAAAAGAAACCAUCAUGGAUACCAUUAAAAGAAACUUUUGGGACCCUGACUUUCGUGAGGAGCGGGUCAAGCAGUUUUACAGGCUUGGUUUGUUGUUGAUUCUUAUCACUAUAUUAUUCAUGGGGGUGGUGUCCAUUUAUACAGGUUCAUACUACAGCAGAAAUAAAAGAUAUAACAACUUGAAAUUUUAUAUUGUGAAUGAAGAUGCUACUGAGGGCCAACUUCCGGGGCUAAUUGGUGCUGCUACCCAAGCAGUGGGUAGCUCAUUGAAACAACAGGGUUAUGGGAACUGGGAGGUAUACAACAUGACUCAGUUCAUGCAGGAAGCCCAGAAGAAAAAUAAGACAGUUCAAGAAGAAAUCGUAUGGAAACUCUACCAUGAAAAGUGCUGGGGUAUUGCUCAUGUUGGGCCAAAUGCCACUCUUGGACUUUAUCAAGCAAUCUUGACUGGAAAUACUUCCUAUAAUCUCAGUCAAUCGGGAGUGACUUUGUACUAUGAAACAGCAAGGGAUUACAUGGCAGUGACCCUCUAUAUACGAACCCUUCUAGCUGGUUUUGAAAAAGGGUUUUAUACCGCGAUUCCAAAGGCAUUAUAUAACCCAUUGGUUAGUCAAAUAUUUACUACUUCACAACUUUCGGCAAUUACCAAUAAUACUGCUUCGAUUGACCUUCUUAUGAACCCUCCUCCCGUCACUUUGUAUGAUACAGUUCCCGUCACCUCCACUAUGAUUUUGCCAGCUCUUCAAUUGGGAAUGGUCUAUAUUCUUAUCUUUGCGUUCUUUUCGUUCUUGGUGUCGUUAAAAAUCCACAUUUUUGUCUCUAGAAAGGUUAAAGGUGUGCAUUUCCUCUUGUACAGAUUCAUCAACACUCAAAUAACUUAUCUUAUCUUGGGGCUUGCUUACAGUUCUUUGAAUGCGAUGUUUGGGGUGCCGUACGACGCGGCGUUUGGUAAAUCGGGGUUCUUGGUGCUUUGGUUCAUCACUUAUCUUGCCAUCAACGCUGUGGGGACCACCAAUGAAUUGAUGGCGUUGUAUUGUUUCACGUUUUUCCCACCAAUGGUUGGUCCUUGGGUGCUUUUGUGGACCGUGAUAAACAUCAGUCCAACGUUCUCCAUCAUUGAAUUGUGUCCUACUUUCUACCGUUACGGGUACGCGGUGCCGAUCCAUAAUCUCUACGAGGUUUUAAAAGUCAUCUUUUGUGAUCGUUGGAAAGGCCAUAUGGGGAGAAAUAUCGGGGUUUUGGUAAUUUGGGCGGUGAUUGGGAAUCUUCUUUUGCCGAUUGUUCAAACCUUGGUGGCGAGAAAGAUGAAGAAGAAGGCACAGGCGGCUGCUGCCAAAGAACAAGAAGAAAAAAGAGGUGAAACUGAUAGUGACGUUAAGGAAAAAGCUAACUUGAAAAAGGGGGAGGAGGUUGCUGAUAGCGAAUCACAAAAUGACAGUGGGUCAACCAGAGAUCAAUCAAGUGAUGAGGUGACGAGAUUAAGCCGCAACGAAUGA
Saccharomycopsis crataegensis is the source of this 1989-nucleotide messenger RNA. Its product is annotated as SNG1 family protein. The record is from RefSeq and is a predicted model, not a curated record. Gene Ontology annotation, cellular component: membrane. The transcript has a single exon. NCBI's taxonomy places the organism in Eukaryota, Fungi, Ascomycota, Saccharomycetes, Ascoideales, Saccharomycopsidaceae. The coding region runs from base 1 to 1989 and encodes 662 amino acids.